Messenger RNA from Aspergillus alliaceus, 345 nucleotides. RefSeq lists its product as uncharacterized. Bases 96 to 281 code for a protein of 61 amino acids. Lineage: Eukaryota; Fungi; Ascomycota; Eurotiomycetes; Eurotiales; Aspergillaceae. The record is from RefSeq and is a predicted model, not a curated record. The transcript is spliced from 2 exons.
AAACAUCUUGAAAAGUGCCCCCGCUUCCGAGAUCUUACUGGUACCCGUACCAGAGUAUCCUUUCCCUUAUAAGGAGGCAGAGGAGGGUUAUCUUCAUGUUAAGAUCGAACUUUUACCUCUAUCCCCUCUAUCAGUUUACUCCUCUGCUCUUGCUCUAUUUCUUUUCAAUAUCAUCCUCUUCAAUAUCACUAAUAGGAUUAAAAUCAAACUGGCUACAUAUCAGGGGAGUAUUCGUACUGUCGAUCAACCUACGAGUAGGUGGCAACCACCACCUCCGUUGAACCUGUUACAAACGGUGUGGUUGUGAGGGUUUUCUGGGCCUUCGCCCUCAAACCGUCGCUUCCC